CUGGAAACCAAAAAAAGAUGGUCAACGCAGCAGCUGAUCAAGAAAACCAAGAUGGUCCAAAAACUAACUGUGAAGAACAUUUACCCUCAACACCUUCAGAGGUUGUAACAACGAGUACUGUAUUGCCCCAUUCAGAUCAGUUUACUGAAAUUAAAGAAGUACAUAUCACGCCAGGACACUCAGAUGUCUGGAAGAAAGGAGGCCGACUGCUUUCCGCCCUUUUGGCUCUUAAUAUUGGCCUGCUAGCCUGUGUACUGGUGAGCUGUGGUUCACUUGAGAACAUCUCUCUACGAGACACAGAGGUUCUGGUGUUUCUGGUCAUCCUCAUGCUUCUUUCAACCUUUUGGAUGGUUUUCCAGUUCUACUUCUCUUGUCAAAAAGAUGCAGUCCUCUACAAGGACUCACAUGCAGGGCCGGUCUGGCUAAGAGGUAAAGGGACACCAUACGUUGAUGAUGUGGGGUAGAACAGACAACACUAGGGGGUUACAUAGUAAAAAAAAAAAAAGCACAUUUGGGGUGUUAUCCAAAAAUACAUGUUUUUUUAAACCAACCUAUCUGGUUUAGUUUAUGCCAAUUACUCUAGAUUGGAAUUUCAUAAAGGAACACAAUAAAUACUAAAACCAGUGCAUCUUAAAGGGUAAUUCCAAGUGGCACAACCAUUACAGCAUGCUGUAAUGUUUAUGAUACCCCGACUAUAUUGGCACUAAUCUUUGGUAAGGGAGCAACCUUUUUUUAAAUGGCUUGCCACUUAACUGAGUCCCGCCUGGCGCUGAGCCUCACAGAAUGGCAGCCUAGUUGCAUAUGGUUACUCCAGAAGCCGAUACUACUAUUCAUUCAAAGGUUGCCAGUGUCAGCUGAGCACUCUCUUCAAAUACAUUAACUUUUUUGUGUACAUAAUUAAAACUAGCAAGCAGCGAAAUCCCAUUUCUGGCUGUCUAAUGAAACUGUCUAAACAGACAGCAACAUUAAAAAUUGACAGCUGGUGGCUGAAACAUGACAUAUAUUGGCAUGUGCUGCCUGUUACACUGAAAUGAUGCACAUACAAGGUUCUGGAACCAUGAUCACUUCAAAACACAGUUAUAGAGAUCUUGUGUUUCUAUCAUAUCAUGCAUCUCCUUGCACCAAUUUCAAAGAAUGCAAACUCUCAAUCUGUCAUUUUAUAAUACAUACAGUAGCUACAAAGGCUGUCUAAUACAACAGGGCUUUUCUCACAAAAAAGGACUGAGCCAGCAUAGAUCCUACGAUAUUUAAAGAGAUACAUUUCAAGCACCUAAAGCACUAUAGCUUGAGAAUUGAGAAUUUGUAUUAAUAAUAGCACCCUGUGAUGAUUGUGAUGUUCAUUAAGUCACGGUAUAUUCUAUAAAUAUAUAAAGGUUCCUUUUAACUUUGUCGUCUUUGCAAUCAGGUGGUUUGGUGUUCUUCGGGAUUUGCAGUCUGGUUCUGGAUGUGUUUAAAAUCGGUUAUUACAUCAGUUAUAUUGAUUGUGAAUCUCCAAUCAAGCUCAUUCAUCCCAUGGUGCAGAGUGCAUUCAUCAUCCUUCAGGUAAUUUGCUAGAUGGUCUUCAUAGAAAAACUUCACUACUGAGUUUAGUCAAAAACUACAGGGUAAACAUUAGGAUACAUUUUUUUCCAAUACAGCUAUUGUUCUUGUAUAUUUUGCAAUUUGGCUUUCAAUUCACCAAUUUUCACAAUAUAGCGAGUGGUUCCCAACCUUUUUUUAACUUGAGUACCCUUUGGCAGCCCAUUUCCAUAAAUUGUACCAAUCAUAUUAGCAGAAUAUUUAUUAUUAAUAUAGUUGGUGCUAUUUCAAAUUUAUAUGUCUUCCUCUGUCCCAUAUCACAUUUUUCUCUUCCCUAGUUUCACCUGCUUCUCCUCUAUCCAAGGCUUCCAAGUUCUUCCUCUGCCCCAGGUAACCCUGCUUUUCCAGGCUUAUCUGCUUCUACCUUGCCCCAGGCUCUCCUUGAUUCUCUUUUGACAUAGACUCCCCCUAAUCAUCAUCUGCCCCAGACUGACUUUGCUUCUCUUUUGACCCAGGCUCCCCCAAAUCAUCCUGUGCCCCAGACUUCAAUGCUUUUCCCCUGCCCCAGGCUCCUCUACUCUUCCUCUGCCAAAGGCAGUGUGUGGGGAGCAGGGCCAGACUGGGAAAAUAAUUUGGCCUGGACAUUUUUUAAUUACAUUGGCCCACUGUAAGGGGUGCGGGGUCAUAUAGGGUGUGUUUUGUCAUGACUAAUGACAAGCACGCCCCAUAUCAAAGUGAGCAUGUUGGUUCAAUGCUCUUCCAGAGCAGACCAUGCGCAGAGCUCUGCUGAAGAGUUCUAGCAUGAGAAAAAUACCCUGUAUUUGUUCUGCACAGCACAAGCAAAUGUAAUACCAUGCUUGCGUUGUGUUUGCUUGAAACUUGUCUCUGGUGUCUCCAUAAAUGGGAUACCAGGAGACAAAAAAUGCCAGGAGUAUUGUGCAUGUGUUUGAAGCCUACUUGUGGGAUUGAAUGUGUAUAGAGUGAGCUAAUUGUGGUGUGGUAUUGUGUUAAUAGGUUGGUUUCAGUCAUGUUGUGUUUGUGGUGUAAAGUGUAUUUAGCUGCUGUAGAGAGUGUGUAUAUAGGGCACAUAUUGUUUAUAGGGGAUGUAACAAGUGUGUGCAAACGGGCUGUAGUGUGUGUGUAUAGGUGAUACAGUGUGUGUAGGGGUUAUAGAGAGUGUGUGUUUAGGGAAUGUAGUAUGUGUUUGCUUACAAGGAAUCUAGUGUGUGCAUAAGCGAUCAAGAGUGUAUAUGUCAGGAAUGUAGUGUGUGUGUAGGUGGUGCAGUGUGUAUGUGGAGGGGAUCUAGUGUGUGUUUGAAGGACCCAGAGUGUGUAUAGGGGCAGUGGUGUAGUUAGCCCAAGGAAAACUAGACAUUUGCUUUGGGCGGCACUAAGCAGGGGGCGGAAAAAAAAUCUUCACCCAAAUGCCCACUCGGGCACCCCUUUGCUCCCCCCUGUCAUGGGGGGAAUCUAAGACCUGGCCUGCUGGCCACCCUAUGGACCCCCGGCGUGUGGCUGUAUUGGAAUCCGAGGCGGCGAGGGAGCUCUGAUCUCCAUGCUCUGCUCCCUCACGCCUUACUAAUUCCGUGGGAGCCAGAAUAUGAUGUCAUAUCCCGGUGAAGGGGGAGUGUGUGGGAAGGUGACAAUGUGGGGGUGGGAGGGCAGUGACCUUCCCCCAAAUACUAUAAAAGUAAUUAAAUAUAUAAAAAAACAAAUGAUCACAUGAGAGAACAAUAAAGAAAAUUCUUUGUAUUUCUCUGAAUGCACCAAAAGGAGAGAAGAUCUCUCACCUUUCUGAGAUACCACCAUAUGUGGUAAGCUAGGGUAAUCAAGUAUGUAUCAUGUUGCACCGGGCCGUCCUCUUUAAUCCCAGCCUGCCGUGUGAUUCGCUCAGUACCAGCCUUCCGCACUCAAAUAAAGAAGCAAUGAGCGGGUGGGCCUGCGGAACGAGAAGCAGGCAAGCUGAUAGUGACAGUUCUCUGCCACCAAUCAAACCCAGAGAUUGACUGGAUAGACAGCCAAUCACGUGAACAGUGUGCAACUGCCCAGGAUCGGCCCUGCAGAAGUCAAUUCAGCCAUUACAGAAUCGGUUUCGCAUAUCCCCUGGGGAACUGGUUCAUACCACUGGGGGGUACGCGUACCACAAGGUGCAUAUGCAUAAUGUAUUUUACUUAUAUAUUUAGGAAGGUUAACUUUCAGUGUAAGACCAGGGUGCAGAUGGUAAAGACGGAAUCUUUUCUAGACCGUAUAGAUUAUGCGUAUUCAAUCAAUCUUAUUAAAUUACUUUAAAAAAAAAAACAACCCAAUGUUUAUGAAUGUGAAAAAUAUUCUACUGUUUCAAAUCUGAUAUCUCUUUUUUCAGACUUAUUUUCUGUGGAGGUCCAGUAAACACUGUGUGCAGAUUCACACCAACAUUACCAGGUUAGGAUUUCAUCAUAACUCAGAGUCAUAACACUUCAGAUCACUGACCAUAUAUAUAUAUAGAUAGAUAGAUAGAUAGAUAGAUAGAUAGAGUGCAUUAUAUAUGUUAGAUUUAUAAAAAAAAUUAUAAUAUAAAUAAUAUAAAAUAAACAAUAUAAUUUGAAUCUCAAUGGUAACCUCUAUUCAAAUUUGAUAAUUUAUUUAUACAUGUAAGUAGUGUAUUGUUAUAAGGGUUUAGAUAUUUUUCAUCUUUACAAGAUCACCCAAACUUUAAAGGGUUACUCCAAGUACCAUGAUCACUUCAGUGAAAUUUUUAGGAAUAUGUAGUCUAACAGUUGGAGAUGUAACUCCAACAGCAGCUUCACUAGCCAGCCCAAAACAAAAGUUCUGGACUGGCUAAGGCCAAAUCUGCGAAAAAUGAUUUGCAUGGAUGUUAAUUCAUUUGCAAUUUAUCUAGUUGGUUUUUUUUUGUGAGAUAUCUAGAACUUCUCUGCUCCCCAGGUAUGGCCUGAUGCUGGUGCUAAUCACUAACCUCAGUAUCUGGAUGGCUGCUGUGAGUGAUGAGUCUGUCCACCAGACACAUGAUUUGGAACAUGAUAUCAACGACCUAACUUCAGCAUUUGGACAUCAUGAGCAAAAUGGUAUGUAGGUGUAAAUAUGGGAUUCUAGAAGGAGAUGAUCCAUUCAGGUUUCAGGGCUAUUUUUAGUUUUUAAUAUUUGUAUUUUUAUUUUAUGAUUUUGCAGACUCUGAUGAAGCUCACAGACACACCUGUCGUUGCAGUAACCACUUGUGUCACGUCUUUCAAACAGGAUACUAUUACCUUUAUCCAUUUAACAUUGAGUACAGCCUGUUUGCCUCAGCUAUGACAUAUGUAAUGUGGAAAAAUGUCGGGCGUGAGAUGGAUGAUCACAUGCCGUGCCACAAACGUUUAAGCCAGUUUUUUUGUUUCAAAACUGUAUUUGUGGGAUUGUUGCUUGGAGGAGGGGUAUUACUUGGAGGCAUUGUGGCCCUUGUCACCUACAAGGUACAAGUAAACAGUGCAGACACAGUCUACAUGGCUCAUGUCAUGUUCUAUUCAUUCAACAUUGUAGCUCUCAGCCUGAUGUCAGUAGGCUCCCUCGCUGGCUCCAUCAUUUACAGGUUUGACAAGAGAGACAUGGAUGGCCAUAAAAAUCCUACUCGAACACUGGAUGUUGCCCUACUGCUUGGGGCUGCACUGGGUCACUACUGCAUCUCUUACUAUUCCAUAGUAGCCAUGGUUGCCACUUCUCCCAGAGAGGUCCUCAAUGCUUUGAACCUGGUAUAUUCAAUACUCAUGAUUGUGCAGCUUACACUUCAGAACACUUUUAUUAUUGAGGGACUGCACAGACAACCAUUCCGAGAUGCAGCGAAAGUACCUGAAAAUGGUAUUAUCUAUGCAAAUGAGGCUGUGGCUCCGGCCAUACCAGAAGAAGAACCACCCGGAACAACUGUUCCAAGCUCUGAUCUGAUGCAGGCCAUUGGUCAGAUACAAGGUAUAGAAGAUCCCCCAUGGAAUCUGAAGAGAAGAAUGGUUCAGGAGAUCUCUCUUUUUCUGCUCCUGUGUAACAUCAUAGUAAGUACAAAAAUCUCAACUCAAAAUUAUUUUCCAAUCACCUACUUUUUCCCCCACUUUGAAAUAACAACUGUGAUCUUAUGUCACUUUUCUCAAGGACUUUUGAACAUUACAUAUUAAUUAAUAUACUUAUCAUUUAACUACUCAACCUAGUAUUUUAGACUCAGACUGUUAAUAAAAGUUAUGUUUUACUCAUUAUUAGAACCACGUUCACGCACUUAUAAUUUGUACAAGUGAGAGCUGAAACCCCUCAGUCUUGUGGUGGGCCAGUUUAUACUAGGGGUUUCUAGUUAGUAAGCAGUGUUGUAUGCCACUAAAUAUCUAAUUUUCAUCUAGUUGCACAUGAGUUGAGCCAAUUUUUCCUCACAGUCAACAAACUCAAGAACAGUGUGUUCAGUGUAAAAAUAUGAUUCUUUUUACAAAACAAUACGUUACAAUUGGUUAAUCAUUACCCCCCGUGUGGUUCCUAAAAUAGCUUAAAAACCCAGUUAUGGGAUUUCAUUUUCUCAAGACAUAAAGUAAAACAAAAUAUUGGAUAUGUCAAUCCAAAUUCCUCCAAAAGAAUUGAACAAAUCUAGACCAAGGGCAUUCAUUGCUUUAGCGCACUCUUCUACACCUAAGCCCCCCUCCUGCACAGUCAAACAAAUCUCACUUCCAUCUCUUCUUACAUUCUCUUUUCUUGCUCCUAACAGCUUAGGACAUCGCCUCAGCCCUGCCCUGCUCUCUUUCUUCCUCCUUGCCCUAUGAAUCCUUUCAAUAUCAUACACAUUCCCUCUCACUCCACUUCUGCUCCCCAUAUUUGCGGUGCUGUUUGGAAUGCCUUGUAGCAUUGCCAAAUAAGCUUUUAGUCAUCUUUAAUUUAUUAUCGUUAUGUGGGAUUUGCUAUAAUUAAUGGUAUCAAAGCCAACAAUUAUUCCCUAUCCUUCACUCUAUUCAUGUGAUGUGAGAGGUUUAAUAAAAUGGGGUUUGAUAUGUGGCUCAGUGGUGGAUCCGGGGGGAAGCACUAGGGUAAAUGAUCCUUUCAAAGUCCUGGGGAGAAGCUGGGUGCAUUUGAAUAAAAAACAAAUAAUAAUCAGUCUUAAUAUUCACAGCCAAGCCAAUGUUUUCCCAUAGGAAAGCAUUGAGAAGGUAUUGCGCAUGCACAUAAAAAUGCAACGCUGUGCAAAUCAGCAUAUGCUCAUAGAGAUGCACUGAAUCAAUGCAACUCCAUGGGGAACGUUUAACGCCUCCAAGCAGAGCACCUCUAGUGGCCAUUUGAGUGAUUGUUACUAGAGGGGUUUCUAGGCAGGCAUUGUAAACACUGCCUUUUCUCUGAACAGGCCUGUCAUUGGACUGUGUCCCCAGCUCAGAUUGCAUGCAUACAUUCUGAGACGACGAGGAGAGAGAGAUUGGGGAGGAAGAUGGGGGGAAAUUCAUUUUUGUUUUUUGUUUUUUAAUUCAUCUGAAGGCAUUUGGAUUGCAAUAUCUGGAUAUUUUUCACACUAUUUACCAAUUUUGCCAUACUGGCUCAGAAUGAACAGAAUACUGUUUGGAUUUUAGCCUGUCCAUAUCCAAUAGAACUUAAAUCUGAUCCUGAGAGCUCUGAACCGCCUGCACUAGUCGGCAAAUAUUUAAACACACUGCAACAGCAUAUGGAUUAAUAGUGUGGUGGUUGGCAAGCUCUUGCUAGCCAACAUCCACAAAAACUAAAGCAGAAAAUAAAAAUAAAAGAAUAUGAAGGUUACUGUGAUCCCCCAUAACUAUCAGUAUGAUAAAAUGUUUCCUUACAUCCCACCUAACCAGCAUGCUGCUGGUGGAGGUAUACCUACCAAAUGGGCAGUGGUAUAACUAUAAUGGGGGAAUAAUGAAAUAUUAUUGCUGCCCAGUGGCUAAAGACCGCCUGUAAAAUGGAGGUCUACAUUUGUCUCAUCCUAAACCUCACCCAUGGAAAACGGGUGGCACAACAUUGUCAUAAGGGAGCACAUUCCAUUGUUCAUCCCUACUCUUACCAUCCAUGGGUAUUGGGUGGGGGGUACUCAUCUAAUAACAGAGGAUGGGCCUGUUGCCAGCCCCUUUUUCCAAACCCAUAGGCAGUUGGUGUGGUAAAGAUAGCUAUAGAGAAAGACAAAAUAGUUAUAGAUGAGACAUGCCAAUUGUCCCCAUAAAUGGGUAUUUGGUGGUAUAAAAGUAAUAACAGAUGGGUUUACAUACCAUUGGCCACCCCUCUGUGCAUUGUUCUACCUACCCCCAUUCAUAGGUAGUGGGUAUGGUCCUUAAAACAAAAGAUUCAUGGACAUUGAAUGACGGUAUUACACUAACAAAUUGGUAAAUGUCCCCACCCCAGGUCACGUGACUAGUGGUGCCAAAGUCAUAGGCUCCCUCAUCCCUAAAUAUUUGAUUACCUACUCACUAACACUAAUAAUAGUGAGGGGGCAAAUAAAUGUAAAAUACCUGACACAGGUAUGUCCACACCCAGUUGUUAGUUAUUAGCUUGUGCUAUCAUCAGAUAUAUAGCCUAGAUUUAAUUAUGGUAAAUUCACUAGAAAAAUUAAGUGAAUUUAAUGACCGGGUUUCCCUGCAUCAGUGUGAAAUCCAAAAUACCUUUGGUGUUAAUCAUUUAUAUGACUUACUUUAAACCAGAGACUAUAUUGUACUAACCUAUGUGGUGCCAAUUCAGUUGGAAUGCGAAUGUCAAAUAAAGGUGAAAUAAUUUUAUACUAUUUUAGUUUUGUCCAUCAAGACCAAACUGAAUAACUCUCUUUGAUUUACACAGUAUAACUAACACUCUGAAAGUACAAUUUAUUUUUUUUGGGACACUAAAGCUAAGGGGUGACUAAGCACCACAAAAAGCUUUGCAUCAUUGUAAAGGAUACGGCACCAAGAGUACCAUGCACGGUGUCUUCCUGCGGGGAGUGGCGUAAAAGCAUAGGUGUUGCUAGAGGCAGGCUUUAGGGGCUAGUGUUGGAUUCUUUAGCCGCAGGUCUUUUAAGCAAAAAGGAACAGAGUAACAUUAACAUUGCUUUUUACAUCAUGUAUCUGUAGAUAAAGUACUUGUAGUAUAGAGCCCCCUGCACAUAACUUCCCCUUCCCGUGAUCUCCCAGAGACGAAUCUGAGUUUGAGUCGAAACACAAAUUCCAAGUUAACAGAAUUUCAGAUUGGAACUCCAGCCUGCCAAGUGACUGAUAGCGUGGCUCUGACUGCCAGAGCAGAAGGGCUAGGAGGCAAUUGUCAACCUCCUGGUUGUCUACUUGGCGUGCUAAUUGAGAGAUUCUAUCACUGAGAUUCAAGGGUUUAUUAUGACAUUGAUUAUAUAGUGUCCUGAUCGAAAGAAUUUACUGAUCGAAAGAAUUUACAUUUAGAUUCAGUCCUGGAUUCAAUAGGAACCUUCAACCAGAACUGCUCAAGAUUGUUAUCAUAUUUAGAUUAGGGAUUAGUUUAGAAAAUUGCAUCUCAUAUAUUAAUGGCGUCCUGCGACAAUUAGCAUCCUAAUGUGACGUUUGUACUUUGUAUACUCAUGCAUUUGUUUUGAUGUGAGGCAUGAAUGAUAAGUAUUUUUUGUGUGGAAUUGCUUUAUUCAUUAUUAGUGAUGUCCAGAACGGUUCGCCGAAUGGUUCGCCACGAACGGUUCGCCGCGGACUCAUCAUUAAACUUUGACCCUGUACCUCACAGUCAGCAGACACAUUCCAGCCAAUCAGCAGCAGACCCUCCCACCUCCUGGACAGCUCACUAAGAAUGCAGCUUCACAAUGAAUGUAAAAUGGAUGCUGUCCAGGAGGUGGAAGGGUCUGGGAGGGAGGGUCUGCUGCUGAUUGGCUGGAAUGUGUCUGCUGACUGUGAGGUACAGAACAGCGAACCGUUCGGGACAUCACUAUUCAUUAUGUGUGAAGACAGUAAUGCUUUUCUUACACCUGAUUUAUCUAACCUUGGCAGAUCUCUAGGUGAUCAUUUAGAUAGAUGUGACAAGGGCAAAGGGUGUGGGUGGGAUGAGCCCCAUAGUAGGUUAGAUGAUUUUUUAUGAUGAUGGUUACUGGGCUUGGCACUUUACAGACUUUGUUAAGAUAUCUUUCAGUGGUGCUAUAUCUUGAUGAACCAGUUUCUAAUUUUUCAGAAAUUGUUGUGGUGGCUCCAUCUUUUUCGCUUUAUAUUUUAGGAAUGCCGGGUGAUACAUCUUAACUCGUUCUCUGACAUUUCCCCUUCUCAACCAGCUUGUUAACAACAUGUAUGACUCUAAUGUCGAACCCCUCGGUCUCAUCCUUUCAACUUGGGUCUUCAGGAACUCAGGACAGGGGGCGAAUCCAUAAAGUGGCAUUGCCAGUGACACAAGUGGUGUCACGAGCGUCACCGUCAAUGUGUGUGUUCGCCCAGAAAAGCAAUGGGACCAUCCAAAAAAGGGGCAAGCUCGACAAAUAACUUAUUGCUUGGCCGACCUCCAGUGAUCCUGAAGCACUCCAUGCAUAGUCCUAGUUCCCAUUGCUCAGCGUGAGCAUGUCUAAUCAUGUUCUUCUCCAGUUGAAUAAAAAUUAGUCAACAGAACCAUUUACCGACAGACCCUAAGCCGCGGGCAUGGGUUCGUAUGUAGACAACCUCCAGAUUUUGAGAGUAGAAAAUAUGAGCAUUGUUUCUGUUACUUGUUUUUUAUAUGUCUUGUACCAUUUACCGUUUUACUUACCGUAUGCCUACGGAAUAUUUGAAAAAAUUACCUUCAAUAAAAAUGAUUGACACAAAAAUUAGUCAACAGAAAAAAAUUGUCAAAACAUUUGUGAGGAAAAAGUCACAUUUUAUUUACAUGCCAUAAAUAAACAAGUUAAAACAUGUAUUAACUAACAAUGCUUUUACAUACAGACAACGAUUUAAUAUGAGGGCAUUCACAAAUGUUUUAUUAAGCACAGUAAAGAAAUGAAAUAGAACAUUUAAGUCAGUCACUUAGAGACAUGUAAUAACAUGUAAUGAUUUAAAGGUGAAAUCCAAUAUUCAGAAUAUUGUGCCACUAUAUGUAUAUUCAAUGUUUUUAAUGUUGUCACAUACUGCUCUCUACUGUUCUAACGAGGAAAUCCAUCUGCUGAUCUCAGUAUUAGUUCACCAGUAUCUGCUCAUACAGAUUUUCCAGGCAAACAGAAACAGUUAGAAUCCCCUUUGACCAUGGAGAACUCUCAGCUGUACUCUGUAUAUUGUUACCAUAGGUGUGCGCAGCCUAUUGCAUUAGGGUGUGCACCCUAAAGCACAAACACACGCAGCAUGUAUAUAUAUACACACACACACACACACACAUACACUGCUGUUUGUGUGUGUGUGCUGUUAGUGCACUGUGUGCGGGUGCUGUGUGUGUGCGGGUGCUGUUAGUGUGAUGCUAAUGCUGUUAGUGUGCUGUGUGUGAGGGUGCGGUUUGAGUGUGAGGGUGCUGUUUGUGUGCUGUGUGUGAGGGUGUUUGUGUAUGUGUGUUAGGGUCCUGUUAGUGUGCUGUGUGUGUGAGGGUGCUGUUUGUGUGAUGUGUGUGUGUGUGAUGGUGCUGUGUGUGUGAGGGUGCUGUUUGUGUGCUGUGUGUGAGGGUGCAGUUUGAGUGUGAGGGUGCUGUUUGUGUGCUGUGUGUGAGGGUGUUUGUGUAUGUGUGUUAGGGUCCUGUCAGUGUGCUGUGUGUGUGUGGGUGCUGUUAGUGUGCUGUGUGUGAGUGUGCUGUUAGUGUGCUGUGUGUGUUUGUGAGGAUGCUGUUAGUGUGCUAUGUGUUAGGGUGUUGUGUGUUUGUAAGUGUGCUGUGUGCUGUAUGUUUGGAGAGAUUGUGAAGGUGGGGACAGAUUAGUAAAUAUCCCCCCUCCCUUCUUACCUUAUGUAAGGAGAGGGGAUCCUUGCUGCCACAUGCCAUCCCUGGUGGUCCAUUGAAGAGUGAACUCUAGCUUGCGGGGCUAGAGUUCACACUCGCGAGAUCUGAGCGUUGCUGUGGCAAUACUCAGAUCUCGCGAAAGGAACCUGGCGGAGCUUCUGUCUAGAGCUCCCCGGGUCCUCUCCUGCCUGCCUCCAUGCUGCUGUGGGCUGGUGAGGUAGAUCUUUGAUCUACCUGCCGGCCCAUGGAGGCUUAGAACAGAGCAGGCACUCAGAUAGCACCGGCUCUGCAUUAGCCGACAGGGGAGAUCCGGAGAUCUCCCCUGCCGGCAGGGGUCAAGUCCUGGGGAAUAAAGUGUGGGAACUCUCCCAAGAUUCCCACGUGCACGUGUAUAUAUAUAUAUAUAUAUACGCGUACACACACAUACACUCACAUACACACACAUAGACGUACACACAUACAUUCACAGACACACAUACUUACAGACACACAAAUACUCAGACACACACACUUACAGACACAGACACACACACAUACAGACACACACACAUACAUUCACAGACACACACACAUACAUUCACACACACACACAUACAUUCACACACACGCUCACAGACACACACACAUACAUUUACAGACACACAUAAACACUCACAGACACACACACAUACUCAGACACUCACAAUUUUUUUUUUUUUUUUAAUAAAAAAAAGUCCACCCAGCCUGGAGAGCUGGCGUGGACAUGUUCCUGGGGUCAGGUGCCUGUUUCCAUAUCAGGCGCAGCAAGGGAGCUGUGUGCUCUCUGCUCUCUCUCGCCGCCCGUGCAGUCUACAGUAGCCGGGAGCCGGAAUAUGAUGUCAUAUUCUGUCUCCCAGCAUCAGCAAACGGAGUGCGGUGAGAGGGAGCAGAGAGCACACAGCUCCCUCGCCAUGCCUGAUACGGAGACAGGCACCCGGGGGGGUCCAUCACCUCUUGCCCCCCCCAUGACAGGGGUAACACGGGGGGAGGAGUGCCUGCAGGACUCACAGGCAUGCCGCGGGGCACACCCCUUGCGCACGCCUAUGAUUAUUACCAUACUAUGUGAGUCUACUAUUUAUAUUUAUUAGGGACCCUAAAGCUGCACAUGUUACACCUUUGCUGAAAAAGGCAGGGAUCCAACAAUGUACACUAAGUAUUACUUGAUAUCAGUCCUUAAUGCUGAUAUCAAACUAUGGGCCAAAAUUUUGGUAACAAAGCCCUCUGCCUUCCUAUAUUAUCUUAUCCAUAAGGAUUAAAAGGAAAACUAUAGGGUAGGAAUAAAAAAUUGUAUUCCUAGCCUUAUAGUCCCCUUUAGGCACCUGCUCGCUCGCCUCCGUUGCCCCCUGCAGCACGGUCAGUUACUAGAAUCCAGCGCUGAUUACCCUUGGGGCUGGGUCAGGCUCAGCCUCUAUGGGUUUUUAGAUGAAGCUGGAUGUCCUGUUGCGUCAGUUAGGGCGUCCAGCAUCAGUUAGUUGACCAAAGGUCGACCAACGACCCAGAAGUGCCUCUAUUACCUGUCUGGUAAACAGCCACAAGAGGUGGAGUUAACCAUGUAAUAAAAUUAUUGCAAGUUAUCAAUAACUGAAAUAAUUACCACUGCAGGAUUAAACUGACUGGGGAAUUGCACCCAGACCACUUUAAUGAGCUGAAGUGGUCUGGGUGCCUAUAGUGUCCCUUGAAACAAUUUCUGUUUCUGUCUAAGAAACCAGGGAUAAUAUAAUCAGAAUGCUACACUCCAGAUGCAGUUGGAGUCCGUGUGCUAUACCUGCCUACAGAUGUGAAAAAGGCUUGGAUUUAAGAAGACGUAAAGUAGUUUUGGAAUGACUCCUCAUUUGUGUCGCUGCAGUCAGAGCCAACAACUAGUUAGGCAUUAAUAUAUACCUGACCUCCUUAUCCGAACCACCAACCAAUUUGACUUUAUUUUGAAAGUAUUACAGACAUUAGAAUGGUCUAAUGCAGGGCUCGAAAAAUCCCAGGCCUGGUCGCCAUGGCAAAGUUUUUUUUAUUAUUGCAAUAAAUAUCUAGUGAGCGGUUGCCCUAAGUGCCCCUGUGCAUAUUUAACAUUUGUGAUCUAAUCUCUGUAGGAAGAUACUAACACAUUUAUCCACUUAAUCCAAGUUAAAAUACAUUUCUGUUGUAGUCAAGUAAAAUGACUGUCAUUGUGACAUUGUAAAUGCAAACAACUUAACUAACACUAUCAUACUUUAUAUCUCUGUAGCUUUGGCUCAUGCCAGCAUUUGGAGCUCGCCCACAGCUGAAGAACAACCUGGAGUUGAAUUUCUACGGAGUUGUUGUCUGGACUAUAAUCACCAACAUAUGUCUACCUUUUGGGAUUUUUUAUAGGAUGCAUGCUGCUGCUAGUCUGCUAGAAGUGUUCGGGAUGUCUUAAAUGGUGCUCUCAUGAGGAUAAGGGCAUAUACAGUGUUAUAGAGUGAGGGGAUGGCAGAGUGAACGCAGGAAAAAUGCAAUAAAUAAUGAAAAUAUAGAAAAAUACCAUUGGAUGAAAGAGUGGAGGUAUCAGAAAAAUCUUGAAUAAUGAGGACUUGCAUUUGCUUUACGGAUACAAAUGCUAAGAUUGGUAAAUAGAAAAGGGUUUCCCAUCAUGUUAUCAUCUUCCUACAACUGUAAGACCAGCACAAGAUAUUAUUCUUCGUAUUUAUUUAUUUUUUAAAAAUAAGCUUUUUAUGGGUAUAGUAUAACUACAAAGUUUUAUUGCAAGUUUUCCUCUGAAAACACAAUGGAAUGUGAACAGCUAAUAUGAACAUAUUUAUAAUCAGUGUCAUGUGCCAAAUUCUCCUUCACGGUCAUUUACCUCCAUUCACCGUCAUCCAUACUGAAAAUUUACUGGACAUUAACUGAGCUAAAGAUAAAAAGCUGGAUGUAAAAUGAAGGUUGUAAAAUGUCGUGUCAAUGUGAAAAACAAUUAUAAAUGUACAUAUAAAUUAUAUAUGAUAUAAGAGUGCAAAUGCAAAAUGGAU
Messenger RNA from Pelobates cultripes (western spadefoot toad), 14324 nucleotides. The record is from the annotation of a GenBank genome assembly. Lineage: Eukaryota; Metazoa; Chordata; Amphibia; Anura; Pelobatidae.